Molecule: messenger RNA, 2713 nt
Organism: Sciurus carolinensis (gray squirrel)
Lineage: Eukaryota; Metazoa; Chordata; Mammalia; Rodentia; Sciuridae
Gene: Pms2
Product: PMS1 homolog 2, mismatch repair system component
Exons: 15
Coding region: 93-2684 (863 amino acids)
Biological process (GO): mismatch repair
Cellular component (GO): MutLalpha complex
Molecular function (GO): ATP hydrolysis activity; ATP binding; ATP-dependent DNA damage sensor activity
Source: RefSeq, a predicted model, not a curated record
AGCCACCAAUGGGCACCCGGGAAACUCGGCCAGAGUCGGAACAGCAGUGGGAACUCUCACACAGUCGUGGAGGCUAGUCACAUUCUGGGUUCAUGGAGGGAGUUGAGGGUCCCAGUACGGAACUUGCUAAAGCAAUUAAACCUAUCGACCGGAAGUCAGUCCAUCAGAUUUGUUCUGGGCAGGUGGUACUGAGUCUCAGCACUGCUGUGAAAGAAUUGGUAGAAAAUAGUGUGGAUGCUGGUGCCACUAAUAUUGAUCUAAGGCUUAAAGACUAUGGGGUGGAUCUCAUUGAAGUUUCAGACAAUGGAUGUGGGGUAGAAGAAGAAAAUUUUGAAGGCCUAGCUCUGAAGCAUCACACUUCUAAGAUUCAAGAGUUUGCUGACCUCACGCAGGUUGAAACUUUUGGCUUUCGGGGGGAAGCUCUCAGCUCACUUUGUGCACUGAGUGAUGUAACUAUUUCUACCUGCCACGCAUCUGCAAAGGUUGGGACUCGACUGGUGUUUGAUCAUAAUGGGAAAAUUGUUCAGAAAACCCCCUACCCACGACCUAGAGGGACGUCAGUCUGUGUGCAGCAGUUAUUUUAUACGCUACCUGUGCGCCAUAAGGAAUUUCAAAGAAAUAUUAAAAAGGAGUAUGCCAAAAUGAUCCAGGUCUUACACGCAUACUGCAUCAUUUCAUCAGGUGUCCGUAUAAGUUGCACCAAUCAGGUUGGACAAGGAAAGCGGCAGCCUGUGGUAUGCACAAGUGGAAGCUCCAGCAUGAAGGAAAAUAUCGGCUCUGUGUUUGGGCAGAAGCAGUUGCAAGGCCUCAUUCCUUUUGUUCAGCUGCCCCCUAGCGACUCUGUCUGUGAAGAGUAUGGCCUGAGCUGUUCCGAUGCUCUGCAUAAUCUGUUUUAUAUCUCAGGCUUCAUCUCAGGGUGUGCGCAUGGUAUUGGCAGGAGCUCAACAGACAGACAGUUUUUCUUCAUCAAUCAGCGGCCCUGCGACCCAGCAAAGGUCUCCAGGCUUGUGAAUGAGGUCUACCAUGUAUAUAAUCGGCAUCAAUAUCCAUUUGUUGUUCUCAACAUUUCUGUUGAUUCAGAAUGUGUUGAUAUCAAUGUAACUCCAGAUAAAAGGCAAAUUUUACUACAAGAAGAAAAGCUAUUGUUGGCAAUUUUAAAGACCUCUUUGAUAGGAAUGUUUGACAGUGAUGUAAACAAACUUAAUGUCAGUCAGCAGCCACUAUUGGAUAUUGAAGGUAACUUAAUAAAGAUGCGUGUGGCAGAAAUGGAAAAGCCUCUGCCAGAAAAGCAGGAGAGUUCCCCUUCCCUAAGGACUCAAGCGGAAACCAGGCUAGUGUCCAUUUCCAGGCUCAGAGAGGCCUUUUCUCUUCGUCACACCGCAGAGACCAAGCCUCAGGGCCUAGAGACUCCUGAACCCAGGCGGAACUCUCCAAGACAAAAAAGGGGUGUACUCUCUUCCAGCACCUCAGAUCCUGUCUCCGGCAGAGGGUUUCAGGGCCCUCAGGAAGAGGUGGUGAAUCCUAGGAAGGACUGUGUGGACAGAGUAGAAAUGGAGAAGGAUUCGGGUUGCAGUAGUGCUUCAACUGGCUCUGAGGGAGGGCUCAGCACCCCAGAAGCCAACAGUCAUUGUAGCAGUGACCAUGCAGUGAGCUCUCCAGAAGACAGAUUUUCACAGGAAGAUGUGGACUCUUGUGAGAAACUGCCUGAAACGGAACAUAUGGAACAUCACCUUUCAGACAUGAAAUGCUGUUUAAACCAAGAAGGUGCUGGAUAUAAAUUAAGAGUUUUUUCUCCACCAGCUGAUACUACAUCCUCAAACACCAAGCGUUUUAAAAAAGAAGAAAUUUCUUCAAAUGCUGACACACCUCAAAAUUUGGUUAAUACUCAGAACAUGUCAGUGUCUCAGGUUGAUGUAGCUAUUAAAAUUAGUAAGAAAAUAGUGCCGCUUGACUUUUCCAUGAGGUCUUUAGCUAAACGAGUAAAGCAGUUACAUCACCAAGAACAGCAAAGUCAAAGGGGGCAGAAUUACAGGAAAUUUAGGGCAAAGAUUUGCCCUGGAGAAAAUCAAGCAGCAGAAGAUGAACUGAGAAAAGAGAUCAGUAAAACAAUGUUUGCAGAGAUGGAGAUCCUUGGUCAGUUUAACUUGGGAUUUAUAAUAACCAAACUGAAGGAGGACAUCUUCCUCGUGGACCAGCAUGCUGCUGAUGAGAAGUACAACUUUGAGAUGCUGCAGCAGCACACUGUUCUCCAGGCCCAGAGACUCAUUGUACCUCAGACCCUCAACUUAACUGCUGUCAACGAAGCUGUCCUUAUAGAAAAUCUGGAUAUAUUCAGAAAGAAUGGCUUUGAUUUUGUCAUUGAUGAAGAUGCUCCAGUCACUGAAAGGGCUAAGUUGAUUUCCUUGCCAACCAGUAAAAACUGGACUUUUGGACCCCAAGAUAUAGAUGAGCUGAUCUUUAUGCUAAGUGACAGCCCUGGGGUCAUGUGUCGGCCAUCCCGAGUCAGGCAAAUGUUUGCCUCUAGAGCCUGUCGGAAGUCUGUGAUGAUUGGCACUGCUCUUAACACAAGCGAGAUGAAGAAGCUCAUCACCCACAUGGGUGAGAUGGACCAUCCCUGGAACUGUCCCCAUGGAAGGCCAACCAUGAGGCACAUUGCCAAUCUGGAUGUCAUUUCUCAGAACUGACACUUGUCAUUUUCUUUAUAGAUUUUAUU